Messenger RNA from Oryza sativa Japonica Group (Japanese rice), 2011 nucleotides. Lineage: Eukaryota; Viridiplantae; Streptophyta; Magnoliopsida; Poales; Poaceae. The record is from RefSeq and is a predicted model, not a curated record.
CUCAUUGAUUCUCCAUCUGCUCCGUUGGACUGUUCACAAAAUCGCAAGCCUAUUUAACCAGCAACGCUUGGCACACCACGAACUGCGACAGUGAGGCAAAGAGGGGAAGGCAGAGACGCAAGGGUGAGAUGGAGAUCAUCAGCACAGUGCUGGGCUCAACGGCGGAGUACGCGGUCACCUUGGUGGCCAUGGCUGUGGGGCUCCUGCUGUUGGGCUACUUGUACGAGCCAUACUGGAAAGUGCGGCACGUGCCGGGCCCCGUGCCCCUGCCGUUCAUCGGCCACCUCCACCUGCUCGCCAUGCACGGGCCGGACGUGUUCACCGUGCUCGCAAGGAAGUACGGUCCUGUCUUCAGAUUUCACAUGGGAAGACAACCAUUGGUCAUGGUGGCGGAUGCCGAGCUGUGCAAGGAAGUGGGCGUAAAGAAAUUCAAGAGCAUUCCUAACCGAAGCAUGCCCUCAGCCAUUGCCAAUUCUCUUAUUAAUCAGAAAGGCCUGUGCUUCACAAGGGGUUCGAGGUGGACGGCGUUGCGAAACAUGAUCAUCUCCAUCUACCAGCCGUCUCACCUGGCUAGCCUGAUCCCCACCAUGCAGUCGUGCAUUGAGUGCGUGUCCAAGAACCUUGAUGGCCAAGAGGACAUAACAUUCUCCGAUCUCGCUCUCGGCUUCGCCACCGAUGUCAUCGGCCAGGCGGCGUUCGGAACGGACUUUGGCCUGUCAAAAAUAUCAGCAUCUUCGAAUGACGACGACAUCGACAAGAUCGCCACUGAUACCAGCGCGGAGGCCAAGGCAUCAUCGGAGUUCAUCAGGAUGCACGUGCACGCGACCACGUCUCUCAAGAUGGACCUGUCCGGCUCACUGUCCAUCAUCAUCGGCCAACUCCUGCCAUUCCUCCAAGAGCCGUUCCGGCAGGUGCUCAAGAGGAUUCCCUGGACGGCGGACCACGAGAUCGACCAUGUGAACCUCGCGCUCGGGGGACAGAUGGACAAAAUCGUUGCCGAGAGAGCGGCGGCAAUGGAGCGCGACCAGGCAGCGCCGCAUGCGCAGCAGCGCAAGGACUUCCUGUCCGUCGUCCUCGCGGCGAGAGAGUCGAACAAAUCCUGGCGGGAGCUUCUUACGCCGGACUACAUCAGCGCGCUCACUUACGAGCACCUCCUCGCCGGGUCGGCCACGACGGCGUUCACUCUCUCCACGGUGCUCUACCUCGUCUCCAAGCACCCGGAGGUGGAGGAGAAGUUGCUCAGGGAGAUUGACGGGUUCGGACCACACGACCAUGCGCCGACGGCCGAGGAUUUGCAGACCAAGUUCCCCUACCUUGAUCAGGUCGUGAAGGAAUCGAUGAGAUUCUACUUUUUAUCGCCAUUGAUAGCAAGGGAAACGUGCGAACAGGUUGAAAUUGGAGGAUAUGCCCUUCCAAAGGGAACAUGGGUGUGGCUGGCACCAGGAGUCCUAGCGAAGGAUCCCAAGAACUUCCCGGAGCCAGAGGUAUUCCGGCCGGAGCGGUUCGACCCCAACGGCGAGGAGGAGAAGAGGAGGCACCCAUACGCGUUCAUUCCGUUUGGGAUCGGGCCAAGGGCGUGCAUCGGCCAGAAGUUCUCCAUCCAGGAGAUCAAACUGUCAGUGAUCCAUCUGUACCGUAACUACGUGUUUCGGCACUCGCCCAGCAUGGAGUCACCUCUCGAGUUUCAGUACUCGAUCGUUUGCAACUUCAAGUACGGCGUCAAGCUUCGGGUCAUCAAGAGGCACACUGCAUAGGCACAUCAUCAGCAGAACUGUAUAUUUAUCAGUUCGAGCUAAGCGUCUGCAUUUAAUACUGUGUCAAAACAAAAGAACUGUCAACGGUUCACUUCGCCACUGCUAAAAUGGUACUCCUACUAGUAUUGUUCUACCAGUCCGAAGUCCAACACAGGCACAUAGCCCAGCUACGUUUAAUGGGGUCUCUUGUAAAAAAUUUGGAAAAAGUAUACUUUGGCUCCCAUAACUAUCGCCUGAGUAUGAUUCAUAUCCUCCAA